Molecule: messenger RNA, 1428 nt
Organism: Penicillium chermesinum
Lineage: Eukaryota; Fungi; Ascomycota; Eurotiomycetes; Eurotiales; Aspergillaceae
Product: pepsin-like aspartic protease
Exons: 1
Coding region: 1-1428 (475 amino acids)
Biological process (GO): proteolysis
Molecular function (GO): aspartic-type endopeptidase activity
Source: RefSeq, a predicted model, not a curated record
AUGCGUUUCUCAUCAUGCCUGGUCAUUGCGGGCCUGUCGUCAAGCGUGCACGCCUUUUACCCAUGGGAAAUCAAGGUAGAGGAGUCUGUCGCUCUCAAUAGUCGCGACAAUGAACGUCGAUUCAUGCCAUGGAAAAUCAAGGCAGUAGAAUCGGAGGAGGAAAACGCCGACGACAAGCCGUUCACCUUAGGCAUCAAGAAGGCCCCUGUUCGCCGCGACGACAAAUACACUAUCAUCCGAGCGAACGACCCUACGCUGCCUCACAGUGCUGCAUUGGACCAGGAUGGUGCCGACUUCUCAUACUUCUCUGUCGUGGAGGUCGGCUCGCAGAAGACUCAGAUGUGGUUGGCUGUUGACACUGGGUCUCCGAGCACAUGGGUGUUUGACUCGGCCUGUACAGAUACAGUGUGUACAAACCACCAUACAUUCGACUCAAAAGCAUCCACUUCCUUUAUCUCGAACAAUUCUGAAAUCUCGAUUGGAUAUGGCAGUGGAACUAUUAAGGGUGGUCUGGGUCAGGACACUGUGUCGAUUGCCGGCUUGAAUGCGACUCUGUCAUUUGGACAGGCGACGUCGGCGAGUCAGACAUUCAACAAUUAUCCAAUUGAUGGAAUUCUCGGCCUGGGACGCUCCAGGACAGCGGGUUGGAACAUCCCAUCUUUUAUGGAUGUCGUGGGCCAAUCUGGUGUUCUCCCAGCGAACCUUGUUGGCUUUAGUCUUUCGCGUGCAUCCGAGGGUGGCUUUGAUGGUGAAGUGAACUUCGGUGGUGUCGAUACCACCAAGUUCGACGGAACUAUCUCAUAUUCCACGACUGUCACCGACAUCUGGAGCAUUGCCCUUGAUGAUGCUUACGUGAAUGGCAAAGCUCUUGGUUUCCAGGGAAAGAUUGCUACCAUCGAUACCGGGACCACCUACAUCUUGAUUCCACCCAAUGAUGCGAAGAUCCUGUUCGCUGCCAUUCCUGACUCAUCGUUCUCAGGUGGAAAUUGGGUGGUUCCUUGUGAUGCGAGCGCAAAGUUAGAGCUCUCAUUUGCAGGAAUCAAAUACUCCAUCGAGCCCGAAGACUACAUUGGUAGCCAACACCAAGGCUCCGGGUGUGUUUCCACCAUUAUCUCCCAGGAGUCGUCUGGGCCCGACACCUGGCUGGUCGGCGACGUCUUCUUGAAGAAUGUGUAUUCCGUCUUCGAUUUUGACAACGCACAGAUUGGCUUUGGCACUCGAAACGCUACUUCUGUGCCCGGCAAUGGUACAUUCGUGGUGCCGACUGCCACUGCGACCACCCUCACCACUGUUGCACCGACCGCGACCGCGACCGGCACCACCUCAUCGUCAGAGUCGCCAUCCCCCACACCCAUGAACUCGGCAUCAUCAUUUUCUAUCAGCUUGAUUCCGUCGAUCAUGGUUGUUGGCAUGGCAUUGUUGAUUUAA